Molecule: messenger RNA, 1617 nt
Organism: Mucor velutinosus
Lineage: Eukaryota; Fungi; Mucoromycota; Mucoromycetes; Mucorales; Mucoraceae
Exons: 10
Coding region: 1-1617 (538 amino acids)
Molecular function (GO): monooxygenase activity; oxidoreductase activity, acting on paired donors, with incorporation or reduction of molecular oxygen; iron ion binding
Source: RefSeq, a predicted model, not a curated record
AUGUCAAAUAUUAUCACAAACAACGCCUAUCUUCAAGCGCCUUUGCAGCGGGUUAUUGAGAUCUAUCAACAGCAAAUUGUUCCUCGACUCACAACAAAGAACAAGACCAUUGGUAUCACCGCUGCUGUUGCAAUGACUCUGAUCUACCUGAUCAGAGACAAAAUCCUCAAGCCUCCCAGAAACCUUCGUCAUAUUCCCUACCAGGGCUACUAUGAUUUUAUCAAGAGCAUUUACAAGAAAGAGACUUAUUGGGACCGAGCUCACCGAUGGACGCUUCCAUUCAUUGAUUCUGAGUCUAGCAAUGGAUUAUACGUGAGACCAGGCCGUUUUGGAUUUGAGGUUCACGUAGCCAACCCUGAUGCUGCCAAGAAAGUAUUUUUAAAGCAAGAUUUGUUUCCCAAGCUUGAUGUGCUUGAAGGAAAAGAAGAUACACUCAAUGGCAAGUUUGCCAAUGGACCCAAUCUUGUAUUUCUGAACGGACCACACUGGAAAACGCAAAGAAUGGUAGCCAAUCCUGCUUUCCACAGAGCUCAACCUAUUCAAUUGUUUGGAAAACUAACUCAAGAUUUGUUUGAGCGAAUGGAUCGCUUGGGUGAAACAGCCGAUGUGCAUGACUUGAUGGAACGAUUUACACUUGAAGCCAUUGGAAAAGCUGGCUUCGGCUUUGAAUUCAAUGCUAUCAAUGACGACAAUAGUCCCUGGGUGCUCAAUUACAACACGAUCAAUGCUGCUCUGCAGGAGCCCUUGUACUUUCUCUUCCCUUCACUUGAUCAGUCUUUGCUCUGGUUGUCGCCCAAAAGACAAGCAGUCCAUCGAGAAUUGGAUCGCUUUAUGAACAUGCUCUCAGAAGUUAUCAAGAAGAAGAGACAAGACAUUGCCUCUGGCGUUCAAAAUCAACAUCUGCCAGAUAAUGAAAAGGAUGUAUUGACAUUACUGAUUGAAAACGAAGACAAGGGCGAAGGAGCACUGUCAGAUGAGGAAUUGCGAAGCAAUUUGCACAUCCUCUUUCUCGCGGGCCAUGAUACUACCAGCAACUCCUUGUCGUUUGCAUUGCUCUACUUGGCCAAAUAUCCUAAAAUCCAACAACGCGCAAGAGAAGAAGUUCUUAGCAUCUUAGGCGAUGAGCCAAGAGACAUUGUACCUGGCUUUGACGACUUGAAGCAAAUGGACUACAUUAAUCAGAUCAUCAAAGAGACACUCAGAGUCAAUGGGCCUGUCGUACAGGUGGUUCCUCGUGUAGCCCAAGAAGAUACUGAACUUGCUGGUACAUUCAUUCCAAAGGGUUCUAAAGUCAUUGUCGAUGUGUUCAACAUUCAGCAUAGCAAAAAGGUUUGGGAGAAUCCUGAUGAAUUUGAUCCUGACCGAUUUGAUCCCAAGCGUGCAUCCAGUCAAUUGUCUGGAGGUGCCAUGUCUUGGGUGCCCUUUGGUAGCGGCGCAAGACAAUGCAUUGGCAUGAAUUUUAGCUUGAACGAACAGAGAGUGCUUUUAUCCAUGAUGUUGCGAAGAUACACCUGGAGCUUACCAGAAGAUUCGGUUCAUCGUGGUAAAAUUGAGACUAAGGGCCUCGGCAUCGUUGGUCCUACCCACUGCCACCUCCAAUUUAAAAAGAGAUAUUAA